Medicago truncatula (barrel medic) is the source of this 2080-nucleotide messenger RNA. Its product is annotated as zinc finger protein CONSTANS-LIKE 13. The transcript is spliced from 4 exons. The record is from RefSeq and is a predicted model, not a curated record. The coding region runs from base 136 to 1254 and encodes 372 amino acids. NCBI's taxonomy places the organism in Eukaryota, Viridiplantae, Streptophyta, Magnoliopsida, Fabales, Fabaceae. Gene Ontology annotation, molecular function: zinc ion binding; protein binding.
CCAACAACUUGUGCUUGCCCUCCAAGAAAUGAGUCACAUGCCAAAUCCUCUUUUGCCACUCUCUUCAAACCAUAUCCUCAUUCCACCUAACCUUUUCUCCUCACAUUUUCUCUCAUCUCUCUCUUAAACCACACCAUGGGUGGUUCUCCUAGAAACCCUAACCCUAACCCUUCACACAAACUAGUUCGACCCUGUGAUUAUUGUGGCCAUUCAAACGCAGUUAUAUACUGCAGAGCAGAUUCAGCCAAACUCUGUUUCUCUUGUGAUCGUGAAGUUCACUCCACAAAUCAACUCUUCUCAAAGCACACACGCUCCUUAAUCUGUGAUUCAUGCGAUGAUUCACCUGCUACUAUACUCUGUUCUACAGAAUCCUCUGUUUUCUGUCAAAACUGUGACUGGGAAAAUCACAACCUUUCACUAUCUUCACCUCAUGAACGAAGGUCUCUUGAGGGUUUUACAGGGUGCCCUUCUGUUACUGAGCUUUUGUCGAUUCUGGGUUUGCAGGAUAUUGGAAAAAAAUCGUUGCUUUUGCCUCAGGAAAGUGUAGGAGAUGGGUUUGUUGGGUAUGAGAUUGAAGGGCUUUCUGAUAUGUUUGUUUGGGAUGCUCCUUCUUUUGUUAGUCUUGAUGAUCUUAUUUCUUCUUCUCCUUCUUCUCAUAACUAUCGUGCUAUGGAGGUUCCUCCUUUGCCUAAGAAUCGUAAGGCUGCUUGUGGUAGACACAGAGAAGAGAUUUUAAAUCAGCUUCGUGAGAUGACAAAGUCUGAGCCCUAUGAUCCUGAAGAGUAUAUACCACCGGCAAAUUUAUCUACAAGUUUUGAUUGUGAUGUAAAGGCUGAUAUUGUUCCUUCAAAUGAGUGGCUCAGAGAAAGUAGCGAGCCUAUGUAUCAAGUUGUUCCUGUUGAUACAUCAUUCAAAGCUCACACCGAAGAAAUUUCAGUUAAACAUUCUGUAUCUUCUGUUGGGGAGCCUCAUACCCAUUGUAACAACGGAGGGACGCCUUCAGAACCUCUCAACCAUUGUAACAACGGAGGGACGCCUUCAGAGUAUGUCAAGUCUGAAACCUUGUCAACUACUUCUAAAGCUGUUCCUCCUCCAUAUGAGUUAGCAAGUCAAGAAAGGGAUUCUGCAUUAUUACGGUACAAGCAAAAGAAGAAAACAAGAAGAUAUGACAAGCAUAUAAGGUAUGAAUCACGUAAAGUUCGGGCGGAGAGCAGGACAAGAGUUAAGGGCCGAUUUGCCAAGAUAGACCACUGAAAUCAUGGUAGGCUGCUACAACAAAUUAACGAAAAUUCUUGGCUCAAGUCACAUAAAUUAUGUAACAUGUCCCUUGUUGUAUAGUAAACUUAUUUAAAUUUUGCAUGUGAUGUAUGAUGUUGUGUAUCCUUGGAUCCAGAGCUUUGAUACUGUGCAGUCAAAUUGACGAAAUAUGGUUGACAGUAGUAUUAUCAGAUUUGUUUUGCCUGGCAAAUCAUCAACUUUAUGCUCUGAUAUAGAUAGAAAAACAACAUAUCAGUUCUGUUGUUUUUGUAUUUGUGUUUGAAUUGCUAACUUUUGUAGUUUUAGCUGGGGGGAAAUACUUGUAAGUUUGCGGACACUUCCUGUCCGCAUUUUAUUCAUAUAUAUGCUUGUUCCAGUUUCUUAUAUUAUAUUAUGGAGCACCUAUGGUAGACUUGGAGCAGAAGUACACCAAGAAGGAAGCAUUUUGCUAGCUACUGCAUUCUUCUGUAGUUGUUCUUGAAGCUGUAGCUUGGAAGGUGCUUAUGUUUGGGCAAGGAGUCAUACUUCAUCCUGGUUUUCUAUUUUCCAACCCAAUAAAUAUUUUGACUAUGUUUAGUUUAUUGGUGAGUUUGACAAAAUCACGAUAUAUCACUCUGAUUUUGGCAAAAUAUGUAUUUGGGAGCUUCAAUAAAACUAUGUCAUUGUGAUUUUGUCAAACUCACUGAAUUUACAAUCAUGUACUAUGAAGUAUGAAUGCUUAACCAUGUAAAAUUGUAGUUCUAGACAUUCCUGAGAUUUAUAAAUGUGCGAGAUGUAUACCAAAAAGAGAAAAAAAAGUGUAAACCUUUGGAUUGGUGUUGGA